Messenger RNA from Silurus meridionalis, 2890 nucleotides. It is a transcript of the gene taf1a, whose product is annotated as TATA box binding protein (TBP)-associated factor, RNA polymerase I, A. The transcript has 9 exons. Gene Ontology annotation, biological process: transcription by RNA polymerase I. Gene Ontology annotation, cellular component: RNA polymerase I transcription regulator complex. The coding region runs from base 115 to 1407 and encodes 430 amino acids. NCBI's taxonomy places the organism in Eukaryota, Metazoa, Chordata, Actinopteri, Siluriformes, Siluridae. The record is from RefSeq and is a predicted model, not a curated record.
GAACGCGGAAGUAAACCGGAAGUCGGCCCCUGUAACACGUGUGCCCUGCGAUUGGAGAGGGCACGCUUUUCCUUGCUCCUGAAAGAAGUUUAUUGAAAACCAAAACAUCAAAUUAUGGAUCAUUUCGAGCUGGAAACCGAUGUUCCAGAUUCCGAUAGGAACCGUGGCACCUCAGAGGAUGAGAAAAGAAGUCAGAGACUAAAACGCGUCGAUUCGCUGCACAGGAAACCCAGUCGAGCGCCGCGUAAAGAUUUUUCCGGGUUACGUAAAUCGACGAGGAUGUGCCUCCACGCCAUCCGAGAAGCCGUCCUGCAUCACCGCUGGAAGGAGGCGACGCGGUAUUUAGAAGUUUACUCUCAGGCGCUGGAGGAAACCUCAGUCGAGCAGCCAAUAGCUUGUGAAAUUAUUUGGAGACUCGGCAUCGAGAUCCUCCGGCACCACCCGGACAGCGACCUGGAGAGAUUUAACGAUUUGUACGAGCGGAUGAAGAGCAGCGGCGUGAAAAACUAUGCCAAGAUCUGUCUGGAGUACGCUUUCCACCUCAUGUUGAACGGCCACAUUCAGAAAGCCAAGCAGCAGCUGACAGUCGCGGCGAGCUGGAGAUACGGCAAGGAGUCUGCGAGACAGGCUCUAGGUUUAAAGCUCAUCCAUGCAUACUGUGGCUUCCUAGAUUAUCUGAUCUGGUCUACAAAGAGAGCGUCCACAUCAAAUGCAGAGGAGGGCGAGCAGCAUAACGAGAUGCACAGCUACUUCAGACAAGCCUUAGUGACCAUGCAGGAAAUCAUCAAACAGCCCGGUGUCUGGGAUCAGUUCGUGUGCAGUUGCGUCGACAUGCUGGAAUAUUACAACAAUAAAGAAGAAGCUCUACAGUUACUCGAACACUACGCCUUCAACAAGGACUUUCCAGCAAACCCCAAUGCUCAUGUUUACCUGUACAACUAUCAGAAAAAGCACAACGCUUCACGUGACGAGCUUCUUGCUACUCUAAAGGGGCUGCACUCGUUGGUUCCGAGUCAUGAGCUGAUGCUGAAAUAUUGCAAACUGCUGAUGUUGUCAAGAGAACCGAAGAAUUUGCAACGCGCCCUCUGCAUCGCUUUGGAUCUUGUAGAAUACUCCUGCUGGAAGAAAAACGUGAAAGCGUGGUUGUGUUUGUUUAGGAUUGCCAGGUGCUUCAGUAAGAGAUGUCAUAAGGACCUUCUGAAGAAAGAGUGCGAAGAAAGAAAAGACCUCUGGUUGAAAAUGCAUUUCAAGAACGCCCACACCAGGAUGGAUUUGAAAAUAAGCCCAAGACUCGUGUCUCUCAAAAUCAAAGUCAAGAAAAUCAUGGGUUUUGUCAGUAGGUACGGAGAGAACAGGACUUUGCGUGCGCUGAACGCGAUGGACGUAUUGGAGCUGUAUCCUGCCUGACUAUAGAAUCUCAGAGUUCUUUAUGGUUUUUCUUGAGGUUUUUGAACAUUUUUGUUAUUGUUUCUAAGACCAAACCAAUGUAGUAAUGUACAGAUGUUAGUCGCGAUCUCUUUAACGCUGUGGAGGUCAGGACUAACACGGGGCUGAGAUCCGAGCUCUUCAUUUCUGAUGCAUUAUAGUCAGAAAUACUAACUCUUUACUGGUUUCUGUACACCUUCAGUUAAAGUUAUAACAUGAGUAUAUCAAAAAAAUUCAACAUAAUCCAAUUUUCACCAGAGUCUUACUGUGUAUUAGGGAGGACACGAUUAACACUGUGGUGUAAUUAAGUAAGCUUUGGGACUUUCCAAAGCCGAGAUCUGAGACCUUGCGUGUGUGAACUGUGUAGAAUGUUAAGAGCAGAAGAUCUCUGCUUUGGAAAGUCAUAAAAAAAUAAUAAAUCACACCCAUGUGAUAGUCGUGGCCUCCUUAAUCCACAGUGUUAAAUUGGUGAAAAGCAGAGAACAUCGAAUUUAUCACCUAAAAAAUAGUAAGGGGUUAGGGCCUUUGUGUUUUUUGGUGAAAAUUCGACCGUCCCCAGAUUUUUAUUAAUUUCACACCCUGCGUUAGGGAGGUCAGGACAAACACAGAAGUGUAAUUAGUUUUGUUUUCGGACACUGCUAACCGGAGAUCUUCUACUCUUAACAUUCUAUACACUGAGCUCACACUUCAGAUCUUGGCUUUGGAAAGUCCGAAAACAAAACUUAUCACACCAUUGUGUUAGUUAUGACCUCCCUAACGUAUGAUGUGAAACUGGCAAAAUUCGCAGAACAUCGAAUUUUUCACCUAUAAAAUCUGCAAAAAAUUUGACCAUCACCUGAUUUUUUACCAAAUUCACGCUGCACAUUAAGGAGGUCAGGAAUAACACAGGGGUGUGAUCAGUUUUGUUCUGUAACACUGCAGAGCUGAGAUCAGAGAAGGUUUUUUUUUUUUUUUGGACACAUCACACUCACAAAAUUCUACAUAUCAGCAGAUCUCAGAUUUUUUUUUUUUAAGUCAGAGAACAGAACUAAUCACACUGCUGUAGGACUGACCUCCUUAAUGUGCAGUGUGAAUUUAGUGUAAAUCUGGUGACGGUCACAUUUUCACCGAAAAAACACAAAGGCUUACUAUUUUUUUGGCCGAAAGUUUAGCAUUCUACGAUUUUCACAAAAUUCACAUGAUAUGGAGGUCACGACUAACACAAUGGCGUAAAUCAUUUUGUUUUAGGACUUUCCAAAGCUGAGAUCUGAGACCUUGAGUGUGUGAAUGGUAUAAAUAUUUGUACUGAAACUGAAGCUGUAAUUGUACUGACUAUCACUGUACUGAUCCUAUGUACGACUGUAAGGGAGCUGUAUGUGUUAAACUGUAACUGUUGUAAAGCGAAACUGUUCCUGAUUCCUGUAAAUGUACUGAAGCUGAACUUGUUGCUGUAACUCAUUUAAUAAUAAAGUUCAUCAUAAACCUU